Molecule: messenger RNA, 1464 nt
Organism: Funneliformis geosporum
Lineage: Eukaryota; Fungi; Glomeromycota; Glomeromycetes; Glomerales; Glomeraceae
Source: the annotation of a GenBank genome assembly
AUGGUGAAUGAAAGAAUUACGGAAGAAAUUGUAAGGGAACAAUUAAGAAAAGCGGGCUAUUAUGAUACAUCCGAUAUUGAAAUUUACGAACAAAAAACUAGUGAGGGGAUAUUAGAAAAUCUACUCGACAAAGCCAGUAAAAAUAAAAUGGGUAAAGACAAGGGUUAUCCUGAUUUUAUUCUUUUUUUGCGACAAUAUGAUAUUGUUAUUAUUAUUGAGUGUAAAGCCGAUAGAAAAAAACAUUACAUUGCUAUCGGCGUUUCAGGACAAAAUUUAGAAGAAUUAAGGAUUACAAAAUAUUUCUACCAAAAAAAGGCAACUAUACCUUUUAAAAUUAGAGGUCAAGAUAAAGAAUUGGAAUCACCCAAAGAGAUUUACCAAUAUUGGUUAUAUGAAGAAAAACUAGAAAAAAUUGAUGAUUUUGAGAAAAUUUCAAGUAAUUUACAUAAGCAAUUACACGAAGCAAAUGUCUCUCAAUACCAAAAAUCAAUAAUUAUAGCAGUCAUUCUGCUAGGGUUAGCAGAUAGGGAUUUUCGGCAAACUUACCAAGAUAUUUCCUCCGAAGAAACAAUUGCUACUUCGUUGCUUAAUUCUAUGGUUAAAGUCUUAGAAGAAGCCGAGGUAUCAAACAAAAGCAUUAAAACAAUAAAAAAUAAUUCUUUGUUUUUGCUCGACCACGCUAUCGUUAAGAAAAAUUCUCCUUAUAAAUUAUCUUAUUUCAUUAAACAAUUAGAUAACAAAGUUUUUAAAUAUAUGAAAGGUGAUUACAAGGAAAUGUAUACUGAUGAACUGGGUUAUUUCUACAACGAAUUUUUAAAAUAUACGGGCGGGGGAGAUGGUCGAGGACUGGGUAUCGUAUUAACUCCCUUUCACAUUUGCGAAUUAUUUGCGGAAUUGGCUGGGAUAAACAAAAAAAGUCGAGUUAUUGACAUUUGUGCUGGCACUGGUGGUUUUUUGGUUGCCGCCUUAAAAAAAAUGCUUACUCCGCUUCCUUUACAAAAAGAAAUUCAGUCAAUCAAAAAGAAUAAUAUUAUCGGUUUCGAGUUGAGUCCUAAUAUAUAUCCUUUACUUAUCGCUAAUAUGAUUAUUAGAAAUGAUGGCAAAAGCAAUUGUCUAAAUAUAGACUGCUUUUCUUUUACGAGCCAAGAAAUAUAUGAGAAAUAUAAGCCUAAUACUGGAUUGCUUAAUCCUCCUUACGCAGUAAGAAAAAAGGAAUUAGAAUUUGUUCUCCACAUGUUAGAUUCUUUGGAACCGCGAGGAAUAGGAAUCGCGAUUGUCAAUGUUUCUUGCUGUAAAGAUGAAAAUGAUUCAGAUUUAAGAAAGGAAAUAUUAUCUCGUCACCAACUGUUAGGGGUUAUGUCGAUGAAAAAUAAUUUAUUUAGAAGAAGUUCGGGGGUUAAUACUAAUAUACUAGUUUUUAGAACCCAUUCCAAACAUAAAGAAAAAACAUUUAUGGCUCUAUGA